Sphenostylis stenocarpa is the source of this 1152-nucleotide messenger RNA. The record is from the annotation of a GenBank genome assembly. NCBI's taxonomy places the organism in Eukaryota, Viridiplantae, Streptophyta, Magnoliopsida, Fabales, Fabaceae.
AUGGGCCUAAUCAGAAGCAUGAGAUCGAGGUCGCAUCGCGUGGUGCAGGAGCAAGAAGAGUGUGUCGGCGACAGCAUGAGACAGAGUUGUUGGGCCAACAUGCCCCAAGAGCUUCUCCGAGAGGUUCUCCUCCGAAUCGAGGCAUCCGAGGACACGUGGCCGCCUCGGAAGAGCGUCGUCGCCUGCGCCGGCGUGUGUCGCAGCUGGAGACAAAUCACCAAAGACAUUGUCAAAACACCCGAACUUUCCUCCAAAAUCACCUUCCCCAUUUCUGUUAAACAGCCUGGCCCAAGGGAGAAUCUCCUCCGAUGCUUUAUAAAGCGCAACCGGUCCACCCAAACAUACUAUUUGUUUCUCAGUUUAACCAGUACACUAGCUGAAGAUGGGAAGUUUCUUCUGGCUGCACGCAAAUGCAGACGACCAACAUGCACAGAUUAUAUCAUCUCUCUUGAUGCAGAUGAUAUGUCAAAGGGAAGCAACUCCUAUGUUGGGAAACUAAGGUCAAAUUUUCUUGGAACAAAGUUCACAAUCUAUGACAGCCAGCCACCCCAUUCAGGGGCAAGGAUUAUGAAAAGUCACUCCACAAGGCUGGUCAAUCUAAAACAAGUUUCGCCAAAGGUUCCUACAGGCAACUAUCCAGUGGCCCAUAUCUCAUAUGAAUUGAAUGUGCUUGGCUCACGGGGGCCUAGGAGAAUGCAUUGUGUCAUGGAUUCUAUUCCUGCUUCUGCAAUUGAAGCUGGAGGGGUAGCCCCUACUCAGACCGAGUUUUCUCUUAACAACAUAGAUAUGUUUCCUUCAUUCCAUUUUUUCCGAUCAAAAUCAAAUCGUGUGGAAAACACUGUGUCUGGACCCCUGGUUGGUCAAAAGGAUGGGAUGCUUGUGUUGAGAAACAAGUCUCCUAGGUGGCAUGAGCAACUUCAGUGUUGGUGCUUAAACUUUCAUGGACGGGUGACUAUUGCCUCGGUGAAAAACUUUCAGCUGGUUGCUUCUGCAGAAAAUGGACAUGCUGGACCAGAGCAUGAUAAGAUUAUCCUCCAAUUUGGAAAAGUUGGGAAGGAUUUGUUUACAAUGGAUUACCGGUACCCUAUUUCAGCAUUUCAGGCAUUUGCCAUGUGCCUCAGCAGCUUUGAUACCAAGAUUGCUUGUGAAUGA